AUGGACGCCUCGACCCCACUCUUGCCCAGAGCGGCCAAACGCGGCCCCGCGACGCCGUUGUUGCCGUCGUCCACUGAAGCCGACGUGGACGUCGUCGCCGAGUUCUGGAGCCUCACGUGGAUGGCGCUGCAAGUGUCGCUCUCGACCUUUGCCCGCAUUGCGCUCAUUUCGGUCGACAGCGCCUUCCUCGGCCACUUGGGCACGUCGUCGCUGGCCGCUGCGUCGCUGUCGUCCACGUGGACAAACGUCCCGUUGGCCGGCGUCUGGUCCGGUGCCACAGCGCUCGUUACGCUCUGUGGUCAAGCGUGGGGCGCCCAGAACGGUGAGCUGGCAGGCACGUGGCUGCAACUCGGCCUCGUUGUCGUCUCGCUCUUGUCGAUCCCCGUCAUGCUCUGGUACUGGUGCAUUGGCUACUUGCUCGAGCUGUCGACCCAAGACGCCCACGUCGUCCAUCUCGGCGUGCGCUUUGCGCGGAUCCUGUCGCUCGGGAUCUGGCCCUCGCUCGUCUACGCCUGCGUGCGCCUCUACUUCCAGUCCAUGGGCAUCAUGUCGCCCGUCACGGUCGUCGGCACGCUGUCCAUUGGGGUCGCCUGUGCUGCCAAUUACAUUCUGAUUUUUGGGGCCUUUGGCUGGUCCGGUCUGGGCUUUGACGGCUCUGCGAUGGCCACUGUGAUUGCUGCGUGGUUCCAACCGCUGGCGCUCAUUUCCUACUGCUUUGGGUACAAGAAGAUGCACUUGCAAGCGUGGGGAGGAUGGGACUUGAAGGCGUUCACCCGCGACCGCGUCGUGAUUUUCGUCAACAUUGCGGGCCCUGUGGCUGCCAAUAGCUUAGUCUCGAGCUUGGCCAAUUCGGCGCUCACGCUCGUGGCAGCGAAACUUGGCUCGGAAGUCAUUGCAGCAAACGCCGUGAUCUCUGGCCUCUGGUCGCUCCUGUGGGCGCUCUUUUGGGGCUUUGGCUCGGCCACGCAGAUCCGCGUGGCGAAUUACCUCGGGGCGGGACGGCCAAAGGCUGCGCGAUUGCUGGGCUUCUUUGGCUUUCUCUGCACAAUUGGCUGUGUCGUCGUGCUCGCUGUUGUCACGUUUGCUCUGCGGAAAACGCUCUUCCGGUUGUACACGAACGAUGACAGGUUGCUGCAGCUCUGUAUGCUCGUGCAGCCGAUUUUCAUCACGGGCUACAUGAUUGAGUCAGUGGAGAUCCUCAUUUCGGCCGUGCUAGCAGGCAUGGGCGAAGUCUCGGUGACAGCGUGGGUGAGUGCCAUGAGUGUGUGGUGCAUUGAGCUCCCGAUAGCGUACUUUGGUGGAGUCACUAUGGGCCUCGGCUUCUCGGCCUUGUGGUAUGGCGUGUGCUUGAUGGAGCUAGUCAAGCUCUCGAUCUUUGCGUUUGUGCUGUCACGCGUCAAUUGGGCAAAGAUGGCUGAACGAGCAGUGAAGAACAUGGAGCUUACGAGUGACAGCGACACGGGCGUCGAGCGAGAGUCGCUGCAGUUUGCCAUAGCAGAAGGAGGGACGACGCCCGGUAGUCUUGCCCCAGUGGUGCGGUCGCCUGCAGCGCAACAACUGAUGACGCCGUCAUCACGACGCCGUCAAUGGGACCAGAUUGAAGAUGGCUCGCUCUUGCGCUCGCCGUUCUUGACAAGAGCACCUCGAUCGGGUUCGGUCCCUCGAGCUUAG
Messenger RNA from Hyaloperonospora brassicae, 1671 nucleotides. The record is from the annotation of a GenBank genome assembly. Lineage: Eukaryota; Oomycota; Peronosporomycetes; Peronosporales; Peronosporaceae.